Spinacia oleracea (spinach) is the source of this 2186-nucleotide messenger RNA. RefSeq names its product amino acid transporter AVT1A-like. Gene Ontology annotation, cellular component: vacuolar membrane. Gene Ontology annotation, molecular function: L-amino acid transmembrane transporter activity. Gene Ontology annotation, biological process: amino acid transmembrane transport. The record is from RefSeq and is a predicted model, not a curated record. The coding region runs from base 375 to 2021 and encodes 548 amino acids. Lineage: Eukaryota; Viridiplantae; Streptophyta; Magnoliopsida; Caryophyllales; Amaranthaceae. The transcript has 12 exons.
AUAAAAGAAAGAGGAGCCGUCAUUCAAUAAAUCAAUGUACACGGGCCUUAUUAAAAAGUUUAAAAAUAUGAAAACUCUUCAAAAAUAAAAUCUCAAAUACAACAAAAAUAAAAUUGCAUAUAUUUGAACCUCUCGAGAUCCCAAACCCUACUUCGACUCAGAUUAAUAUUGGUUGUAACCUAUAAGUUGGAAGGAUACUGUUACUUGUUUUUAAAUUUUAUUGAUUUUGAAAGUUUCUUUUAAUGGAAAAUCUUACACCCACCCCAUGAUUUUUUGUUUAACAAUAAAUACCUCAAUUUUUCAAAACAUUAUUAUUUGUAAUUUUCGUUGAACAAAUUAGUUCUAAUAAAUCCACAAUUUCGCAUACAAUAAACAUGGGGGGUGAUUUCUCAGACUUUAUAUUCAAAGUGGAUGAUGAAUCUGAUAACGAUGAAAUUAUUGAUAUAAUUGAUGAUCAUGAAGAUUCUUCGAGCAUCAACGAUGGAGAAAGUAUUAGUCGUACUCAUUAUGGUAGCAGCGUCGUUGCUGAUGGUAGCAGAGUCGUUGCUGAUGGUCACUCCUAUUCAGAACAAUGGCCGCGGAGUUACAAAGAAACAACAGACUCGCUCUCAAUUGCUGCAUCACCAAAUGGCAUUAACUUUCUUAAACAAGCACAAAACAUAACUCAAAACAUUACACAAAGCAUAACCAAUAUUACUUCGAGCCAUCAAGAUCUCGGUGCCAAGGCGCCUUUGCUUACUCCUAAUGAUAAAUCCAAAGAACAGUUUGACAAACUUUCUAGCACUUUAACAUGGUCAACAAUAGGGAAAUCAUCUUUCUUUCAUACUUCAGGGGAACAGAUUACUCAUGGAUGCAAUGUCACACAAACUGUUUUUAAUGGGUUCAGUUUAUUUGUUGGCAUCGGACUUCUAUCAGUGCCAUCUACAAUACAACAAGGAGGUUGGGCAAGUGUAGGAUUAUUACUUCUGUAUGCAGGAAUUUGCUAUUUUACAGGCUAUCUUCUGAGGAGAUGUAUGGAAAUCAACAAAGACAUCGUUACUUUUCCUGACCUUGGAGAAGCCGCUUUUGGAAACUUUGGCCGUGUUUUUGUAUCUAUCCUCUUCUAUUGGGAGUUAUAUUUCAGUCUUGUGGAAUUCGUUACGUUAGAAUCAUCUAAUCUUGCUAAACUAUUCCCAAAUGUCUCCUUACAAUGGGGUGGGAUUUACCUUGGCCCGGUUUACUCUCUUGGAAUAAUUUCUGCUCUCAUUGUUCUACCAAUAUGCUACCUCAGAGAUUUUCGCAAAAUCUCCUUCAUUUCUGCUGGUGGCGUACUUGGAGUAGUAUGCAUAGCACUUUCACUACUUUUAGUCGGUACAACAACUGAAAACAUUGGAUUUCAUCAAACUGGGCCUUUAGUGAAGUGGAAUGGCCUUCCCUAUGCUUUUGGUGUGUUCGGUUUUUGCUACUCCGGACAUUCUAUCCUUCCAAACCUGUAUCAUUCAAUGUCAGACAAGAAGAAAUUUCACAAGGCACUGACAAUAAUUUUUGCAUUGUCUAUCUCAGUGUACCUCCUCGUGGCAAUUUCGGGGUUUCUCAUGUUUGGUGAAGACACAGACUCUCAAAUCACACUUAAUCUACCAGCGAACUCUGUUGCUACAACAAUUACUCUGUGGAUGACGGUUCUGAGUCCCUUCUUCAAAUAUCCCUUACUGUUAAACCCUUUGGCUAGGAGUCUAGAAGAGUUGUUACCACCACAUUUAUCCAACAAUUGGUGGUGCAUAAUUCCUCUAAGAACUGCUCUUGUAGUUUCGAGUGUCUGUGUUGCGUUCCUGGUACCCUUUUUCGGUUAUGUGAUGGCCUUUGUAGGAUCGUUGGUGUGCUUACUAGCGUCUAUUGUAGUACCAGCUCUCGGCUAUGUAAAAAUAGCGAAAAAUUUGUCAUCCAUACAGAUUAUCAUGUGCUAUGCAGUCGCGGUGAUGGGACUCACAGUGGCGGUUCUUGGGACGUAUUCUUCAAUCUACAACAUCAUCCACAGUUAUUGACACACUGAUACACAACAUCUGACUCAUUACGUAGAUUAGAUUUUCAAUUGAGAGAUUUAAUUAUGACUAAUUCCUUACAAAACCAUAUGUAAUUAUCCAAUUUUGUACCAUUUUUUCUGUUUUUUUCCCGUUUGUGUGUGAGCCCCAUAACAACCUACUGCAUGA